This is a messenger RNA of Rubroshorea leprosula, 1626 nucleotides long. NCBI's taxonomy places the organism in Eukaryota, Viridiplantae, Streptophyta, Magnoliopsida, Malvales, Dipterocarpaceae. The record is from the annotation of a GenBank genome assembly.
AUCACCCCCAACGUCAGCUGAUGUCAGAAGCCAAAAUUAAGAUCAUUGUGACAUUGUCUGAUUUUGAAACCAGCCCCACCACCCAACUCCUUAAGUCUUUCAAAAGUGAGGAUUUUGUUCAAAUUUGCGUACUUUUUUAUGAUUUCAUGGUCCAGUUUGUAGAUAUCAGAAGAGAAAUGAAUAAACCCAAGAAUUUCCUUCAGAAUCUGAUUAAACCCUUCAAGUUUGGUUCAGGUAAAGAGGGACAGAGUGAAGAGGAAUUGGAGAAGAUAGCUCAACAGGAACAAAAGCAAUUUCCUUUUGAGACUUUAGUUGCUGCAACCAAGGAUUUUAACCCAUCUCACAAGCUUGGCGAAGGGGGUUUUGGGCCAGUCUUCAAGGGGAGGUUGGAUGAUGGGAGAGAUAUUGCUGUUAAGAAGCUAUCCCAUAGCUCAAAUCAGGGGAAAAAGGAGUUCAUGAAUGAGGCUAAAUUGCUAUCACGUGUGCAGCAUCGAAAUGUUGUCAAUUUAUUGGGGUAUUGCGUGCACGGCAUUGAGAAGCUGCUGGUUUAUGAGUAUGUGCCUAAUGAAAGUCUGGACAAGCUCCUCUUCAAAUCCAAAAAAAAAGAGGAGCUUGACUGGAAGAGGAGGUUUGAUAUAAUCUGCGGUGUUGCUCGGGGAUUGCUUUACCUUCAUGAACACUCACAUUAUUGCAUCAUCCACCGGGAUGUCAAAGCCAGCAAUAUUUUACUUGAUGAUAAGUGGGUCCCUAAAAUAGCUGAUUUUGGCAUGGCCCGCCUCUUUCCCGAGGAUGAGACACAUGUCAACACCCGUGUAGCUGGUACCAAUGGAUAUAUGGCACCAGAGUAUGUCAUGCAUGGUCACUUAUCAGUGAAGGCAGAUGUCUACAGCUUUGGGGUUUUGGUUCUGGAGCUGAUUAGUGGCCAGAAAAACUCCACUUUCAGUUUGCAAUCUGAAGGACAAAGUUUACUUGAUUGGGCAUAUAAGCUCUACAAGAAAGGCAAGAGCUUGGAGAUAAUGGAUCCUGCAUUAGCAGCAUCAGCAUCAUCCUCAGCAGCCCAUGAACAAGUAGGUUUGUGCAUCCAAAUAGGAUUGUUAUGCAUACAAGCUGAUCCCCAAUUACGACCCACAAUGCAACGUGUAGUUGUGUUGCUAUCGAAGAAACCUGGCCAUCUAGAAGAGCCAACCAGACCCGGAACUCCUGGUUCUCGGUACAGAAGAUCCCGCAGGCCUCCUGGAAUGUCAUCAACUCAUGGAACUUCUGGGGAAAUUGAUUCUAGAACGCUUGAUACAAGCCUUAAUACUAGCACAGCUUCUGCAUCUACGUCAACCCGUGCAAGCCCUAGGUUAGAUCCGCAUGGGAAGCGUCCCAUGCAGAAUUAGAUUUUCGUUAUAUUCUUUGUGCAUAUAUGUUGUUUCCUUUGACUAUUGUGAAAAUUAGUUGAGACAGUGCAGAGGUGUAUAGAAACUCUAAAAUUUGGAUUUCUUGAUUUCUCAAGUGUUCUCUUACUUCUUUUUUUUUUUCUUAGAACUAAUGCAAUUGGAGAGUGGGGAAUAGAAUUGCUAAGGCUCGAACCUUGUGUUCUCUUAUUUUUGUUUUUAGCGACAAUGAAAUUGGGUUCAGUUU